Chenopodium quinoa (quinoa) is the source of this 396-nucleotide messenger RNA. RefSeq lists its product as uncharacterized. Bases 1 to 396 code for a protein of 131 amino acids. The transcript has a single exon. The record is from RefSeq and is a predicted model, not a curated record. NCBI's taxonomy places the organism in Eukaryota, Viridiplantae, Streptophyta, Magnoliopsida, Caryophyllales, Amaranthaceae.
AUGGCCUCUUGUAAACCUGCUACCACUCCAGUUGACACUAAGUCCAAACUUAGUGCAGAUGUAGGGCCACCUUUUCGGGAUCCUACUUUGUAUCGCAGUUUAGCAGGUGCUCUUCAGUACCUCACUUUCACCAGGCCAGAUAUUUCCUACGCGGUACAACAGGUGUGUCUAAUUAUGCAUGAUCCCCAGGAACCUCAUUAUGAGGAAUUGAAACGCAUUUUGCGUUAUGUUCAGGGUACCAUUGAUCACGGUUUACAUUUAUAUCCUAUUGUUUCACAUCGGCUUAUUACUUACACUGAUGCUGACUGGGGAGGUUGUCCCGAUACCCGACGUUCCACAUCAGGAUACUGUUGCUUUCUUGGGGACAACCUUGUAUCUUGGUCAUCUAAGCGUUAA